UUAACCUUCCCUGGUUUUGCUUACUACAGAGAGCUCAAGGCACGCAAGAAAGUGGUGGAUGUGCUGCAAUCGAUCCUAGACCAGCGCAGAAAUAGAGUCAAACACGAAGAUGAUAGUGGGAAGCAGCAGUUGGGAAAGAAUAAGAAGGUGAACAUGAUGGAUGAAUUGAUGGGCGUGGAAGAUGAGAAUGGCCGGAAGCUUAGAGAUGAAGAGAUCAUCAAUGUUCUGUUGAUGUAUUUGAAUGCUGGCCAUGAAUCCUCUGCUCAUGUCACCAUAUGGGCAACUGUGUUACUCCAUCAGCACCCUGAUUGCCUUUGCAAUGCCAGGGAGGAGUCAGAGGAAGUCGUAAGGCGAAGGCCAGCUCAUCAAAAAGGUGUAUUGACACUCAAGGAAAUACGCCAAAUGGAUUACCUAUCUAAGGUGAUAGAUGAGACACUAAGAUUUAUAACAUUCUCACUCGUUGUAUUUAGAGAAGCGAAAACAGACGUAGAUAUGUGCGGUUAUACGAUUCCCAAGGGUUGGAGGGCACUAGUUUGGUUUUGGGGUGUGCGUUUGGACCCAGAGGUAUACCCAAAUCCAAGAGCAUUUGACCCUUCCAGAUGGGAUAAUAUGACGCCAAAGGCGGGUACUUUCCUUCCAUUUGGAGCAGGAAGCCAUAUGUGCCCUGGAAAUGAUCUUGCCAAGAUCGAAAUCGCUGCUUUUUUACACUAUUUCCUCGUCGGCUAUGAGUCGGAACUCAUGAAUCCAGAGUGUCCAAUGCAGUACUUGCCUCACCCGCGACCGAAAGACAACUGUUUGGCUCGUAUAAAAAAGAUAUCACAACAUGGGUAG
This is a messenger RNA of Linum tenue, 831 nucleotides long. The record is from the annotation of a GenBank genome assembly. NCBI's taxonomy places the organism in Eukaryota, Viridiplantae, Streptophyta, Magnoliopsida, Malpighiales, Linaceae.